AUGUUUUCAACAAGGAGUGAGUACGAUAGAGGAGUAAACACAUUUUCUCCAGAAGGUAGACUUUUUCAAGUGGAAUAUGCUUUGGGGGCUAUAAAGCUGGGAAGCACGGCAGUAGGCAUCUGCGUCAACGAAGGAGUGAUUUUAGCCUCCGAAAGAAGAAUUGCAUCGCCAUUAAUAGAAAAAGAUUCAAUUGAGAAACUUUUGGCAAUAGAUGAUCAUAUAGGAUGUGCCAUGAGUGGUCUUAUUGCAGAUGCAAGAACACUAAUCGAUUAUGCAAGAGUUGAAUGCAAUCACUAUAAAUUCAUAUAUAAUGAAAAUAUAAAUAUAAAAUCAUGUGUAGAAUUAAUAUCAGAAUUAGCAUUAGAUUUUUCUAACUUGUCUGAUAAUAAGAGAAAGAAAAUUAUGAGUAGACCAUUCGGUGUUGCUUUAUUAAUUGGAGGUGUUGAUAAGAGUGGUCCCUGUCUAUGGUACACAGAACCCUCUGGUACGAACACUAGAUUUUUAGCUGCAUCUAUAGGAUCGGCCCAAGAAGGAGCAGAAUUAUUAUUACAAGAAAAUUACAAUAAAAACAUGACUUUUGCAGAGGCUGAGAUAUUGGCACUUACUGUUUUGAGGCAAGUGAUGGAAGAUAAACUGUCAUCAUCCAAUGUAGAAAUUGCUGCAAUUAAGAAGGAUGACAAAACAUUUUACAAGUAUAAAACGGAUGACAUAUCCAGAAUUAUUGAUGUGCUCCCUUCUCCUAUUUAUCCCACGAUUGAUAUGACGGCCUAA
This is a messenger RNA of Plasmodium gonderi, 771 nucleotides long. RefSeq names its product proteasome subunit alpha type-5. The coding region runs from base 1 to 771 and encodes 256 amino acids. The record is from RefSeq and is a predicted model, not a curated record. NCBI's taxonomy places the organism in Eukaryota, Apicomplexa, Aconoidasida, Haemosporida, Plasmodiidae. Gene Ontology annotation, biological process: proteasome-mediated ubiquitin-dependent protein catabolic process. Gene Ontology annotation, cellular component: proteasome core complex; nucleus; proteasome core complex, alpha-subunit complex. The transcript is spliced from 3 exons.